AUGAGUAGUAAUAACGCAGUGCAGAAUGCUAACAAAUCAUCAAAGGGAGGCAAAUCACUAAGCAAAUACAAAAUUGUAUUUUUAGGUGAACAAGGUGUUGGUAAGACAUCUUUGAUCACGAGGUUCAUGUACGAUACAUUUGACGACCAUUAUCAAGCCACUAUUGGGAUAGAUUUUUUAUCCAAAACCAUGUACCUCGACGAUAAGACAAUAAGAUUACAACUGUGGGAUACUGCAGGACAAGAAAGAUUCAGGUCAUUAAUUCCAUCUUACAUCAGAGACUCAAAAGUAGCUAUUGUCGUCUAUGAUAUCACUAAGAAGAAAUCGUUCGAAUUCAUUGAUAAAUGGGUCGAUGACGUUAAAAAUGAAAGAGGUGAAGAAAAUGUUGUGCUUUGCAUUGUUGGUAAUAAGAAUGAUCUGGGUGAUGAAAGACAGGUUUCAACUGAAGAAGGAGAGGCUAAAGCUAAGAAAUUGGGUGCUAAAAUUUUUAUGGAAACUUCUACAAAAGCAGGUUAUAACGUUAAAAACUUAUUCAAAAGAAUUGCCAAAUCAUUACCUGAAUUUCAAAGUGAAAAUACCGAUGAAAGUUCACUAGACAAUAAGCUUAGUUCAAACACUGGUGGAAAUAACUCAAGUUCAAAUGGUAAAGCAGGCGUCAUAGAUAUAUCUACCACUGAUGGUCAAGAACAGAGUAGUUGUCAAUGUUAA
Kazachstania africana CBS 2517 is the source of this 708-nucleotide messenger RNA. RefSeq names its product Rab family GTPase YPT6 (gene YPT6). Gene Ontology annotation, molecular function: GTPase activity; GTP binding. NCBI's taxonomy places the organism in Eukaryota, Fungi, Ascomycota, Saccharomycetes, Saccharomycetales, Saccharomycetaceae. The coding region runs from base 1 to 708 and encodes 235 amino acids. The transcript has a single exon. The record is from RefSeq and is a predicted model, not a curated record.